Molecule: messenger RNA, 278 nt
Organism: Papilio polytes (common Mormon)
Lineage: Eukaryota; Metazoa; Arthropoda; Insecta; Lepidoptera; Papilionidae
Product: kunitz-type serine protease inhibitor homolog delta-dendrotoxin-like
Exons: 3
Molecular function (GO): serine-type endopeptidase inhibitor activity
Source: RefSeq, a predicted model, not a curated record
AAUUAUUUGCAACACUGAGUAGGCUGAGUCUUUUUCUAAUUUUAUUCGUGGUAUUACUCUACGCAAAACUCGUUGAAUCAUACGAUAAAAGAUGUAAUGUUAAUUACGAUGAAGGCCGGUGUAAGAUCGUAACCAGGUACCGCUACGACAGGCGCGCCCGGCGCUGCCUGCCUUUCGACUACUGGGGAAAGGGCGGCAAUAAGAACAACUUCAACACAUUAGAGGACUGCCAAUUCCGUUGCGAAAACGACAGGCCGCUAAGUAUUUUAGACAGAUAA